Cotesia glomerata is the source of this 569-nucleotide messenger RNA. Its product is annotated as transcription initiation factor TFIID subunit 10-like. Gene Ontology annotation, biological process: transcription initiation at RNA polymerase II promoter. Gene Ontology annotation, cellular component: nucleus; transcription factor TFIID complex; SAGA complex. NCBI's taxonomy places the organism in Eukaryota, Metazoa, Arthropoda, Insecta, Hymenoptera, Braconidae. The record is from RefSeq and is a predicted model, not a curated record. The transcript is spliced from 4 exons. The coding region runs from base 164 to 538 and encodes 124 amino acids. Gene Ontology annotation, molecular function: promoter-specific chromatin binding; RNA polymerase II general transcription initiation factor activity.
AAAAAUCACAAGUGUCAGCUAACUUCAGUAUCAUUUCACUCAAGUAUCAAGCUCAAGACCAUCAAUCAAACUCAGCCAAACUUACUACUGUUGCGUCGUAUUUACUCCGAAUAUUAAAUAUUUAUCAUUAAUAACAACACCAACAAACAAAUAUAAUUAAAAAAUGGCGCAAAAAAACAAUGACAUGGAAAUGAUUAAUGAUGAGGAGAUCAAAACUGCGGGACAACCUUUGUCAGACUUUCUUCUCCAACUAGAAGAUUACACACCCACGAUUCCUGAUGCAGUAAGUGAACAUUAUUUACGGACAGCAGGAUUUAACACAGCAGACCCAAGGAUUGUACGAUUGAUAUCUUUAGCUGCUCAGAAAUUCAUAUCUGAGAUAGCUAAUGACGCUCUUCAGCAUUGUAAAACUCGAGGGGCAAAUCAAAAUACAAAAUCAAAGGGAAAAGAUCGCCGGUACACCCUGACUAUGGAAGAUUUAAUUCCUGCAGUAGCUGAAUAUGGAAUCGUGGUCAAAAAGCCGCAUUAUUUUGUAUAAAAAAAAUUUAUGCUUUUUUUCCCAUUAUUUU